AUGCCUCUCGAAACUGGUCUCUCAGGUACACACGUCCUCAUCACGGGCGGCACCCGUGGUAUGGGUCAUGCUAUGGCACGACAAUUUCUUCAAGAAGGGGACAACGUGUCAUACUACGCCCGCACUGUUACCAACACGGAGUUCAAUGAGGCACAUGGCGCACUCGCCAGCGAUAAUCUCGCUCGAGCAUUCGGGAUUGCACUCGACGUGUCCUCUAAAGACGCAAUUGUGAACUGGGAUCGAUAUCGUCAAAUGGUUUGUCAUACAAAGAAAUUUCAGAUGAGAAACCUAAACAUCAGACUGAUUGAUUUAUUAGCAUCCCCUAUGCACAUGGAGGGUGAAACCGAGCACUGGCAUAGCAGCUUCGCUAUUGACGUGAUGGGUUUUGUGGAGUUAGUUAAGGCCGCAGAGCCUUAUCUUGAGAAAUCACCCCAGGCUUCUAUCAUUGUACAGAGCUCCUUCAUGGGUCGGGAAUUCUACCGAAGUCCGCCUGCGGCUUACGGACCUUGUAAAACUGCUCAGCUGCAACAUGUGCAGGAGCUAUCGCACUAUCUGGGGCCCAAAGAUAUCAGGGUAAAUGCCAUCUCACCAGGUCCGGUUCUUUGUGAAGGUGGUUCCUGGAAGAAGUACUCUGAGACAAUGCCCGAGUGGGUGGAAGAACAGCGAUUAAAGAUUCCGCUGAGACGGUUAGGAAGCCCCCAUGAAAUCGCAAAUGUGGCAGUGUUUUUGGCUAGUUCGUUGGCGAGUUUUGUCACUGGAACAAAUGUCAGCCUGGUUGAUGGAGGUAUCCAUGUCGGUACAUAG
Molecule: messenger RNA, 804 nt
Organism: Penicillium malachiteum
Lineage: Eukaryota; Fungi; Ascomycota; Eurotiomycetes; Eurotiales; Aspergillaceae
Product: SDR family NAD(P)-dependent oxidoreductase
Exons: 1
Coding region: 1-804 (267 amino acids)
Molecular function (GO): oxidoreductase activity, acting on the CH-OH group of donors, NAD or NADP as acceptor
Source: RefSeq, a predicted model, not a curated record